AAUCCAGCCCAAUGGACGCCCCCUAGGGGUUUUUAUUCAUUUAUUUUUUGACUUCGAUAGAAUCAUCGCCGUAGCGUGUUGAAAACAAUAAAUAAUUAAACCGGUAGUAUCGACAGUCGUCUGCGGAAAAUAAAAUAUCGUUGCAUAACGCUUACGCACAGUAUAAUACCUCUCUGCCAUCGUAACAUAUACAUAAUAUACGUACCGAUACAUAAUAAUAAUAUUGUUAUCAUCGUUAGGUGGGUACGUAAUACAUGUUGUUAGGUACGGUGGCGCACGAAGCCUUUACAUAAUAACCCCGUGCUCGUAACACGGGUCGGGCAGAUAACAAGUUUUUUUUUCUGCUCUUAAUUUUUUUUUUUUUUGUAUCGUCUGCGUCUUCGCCCACCGUCCGUGCCAAACUCGCUAUUACGCAAAACAAGUAGGCGGUAAUACGAACCGUCGGAACGACAAUAAUGUAGGGCACAGACUAUGGAAGGGUGACCGCCGUCGGUGUCUGAUGGGGUGCACUUUACACACCGGCGGCGUGGUCCCUAACAGGUGUCACCCCGUCGGCGUGCGAAAAAGAGGGUUCCGUCUGUAACAGGCCAUCGUAUAAUAGGUAUGCAAUAAUGAUAAUAAUAAUAUCGUCGGCGGGGAAACGGUGCGUGGUGGUAACAGUGAUAUGGUUUACGACGAUUUGUUAUGUUUUUCCGAGUUUUUCCGUUUAGCCGCCGCGGCGUACGGCGAAAAAAACAAAACGGAAUAACCGCGCGCACGCACACACGCAUAACGUCGCGCGCGCGCGUCGAAAGGGUUGGCCGCACUGGUUAUUGGUCACGCACGUCACACGAGCAGCGGCAGGCCAGUCUGUGGCGUCGUCGUCGCCGCCGCCGCCGCUCGUAUUUCCUGUUCCGCGAUCAUAACGAUUGUGUCGUAUAUAAUAAUAAUAAUAAUAUACGCAGUCGUAGGUGUGUGUGUUUGCCCGGAGCAGCUUCGGCGGCUGUUGCCGUAGAGGAAGAGUGGUUAAAACGCGCGGCGUGUGGUGUAUUCGGUUGCGUCGGCGGUGUAGUGCGCACAGGAGGAAGGAGUGCGUGCGGGACACGGACUAGGCGGCCGGCGAGAGAGGGCUCCCGGAGACGACGACGGCAAGAUGCGUUCUUUUCCGCCACCGCCUCCCUUUCUCGUCGAACGCUAUUGUCCUACGGUUGACCUUGACUACACACACACGCACACACUUAUACACACGACCGGAUUCCGGACGGACUUCCACGACGCAGACACACUCACACACACGCGCAUACUGGCCGCCGAAGUCGGUAUAUGGUCGUUACGUGAAAAAAAAAAUAAAUACAUAAUAAUAAUAAACUCAAACGAUAUUUUACGUGUAUUUCCCGGCGGCUCGCGUUGUCGUUUGGGUUUUUUUCUUGCCUACCCGUUCGCGUGUUUCGGGGGGGAGGGUCAAGGAUUUUGUUUUCGCAUUCCGUCGCCGUGUGCUCCGCGAUCGCCGAGCGCAAGACGUACAACAACACUUCUCAUGUUUGUUGUUUUCGCGAAUUCUCAUUCUCGGGGAUUUUUUUGUUUGUAUAUUUUCUGUUUCCAAAAACAACACACAAAUAAUAUUAUACUCUCGACGAUCUCACAAUAAUAAUAUAACGACAAUCACAACAACUCAUGAUAAUAAAUAAUAACAAUAUGAUUAUAACGAUGAUAAUAUACCCUCUUUUCGAGUUAUGCGCUCUAACGACGGACGGUGAUAGUGAUAUUAAUUAUUAUUAAAUGUAAUACAUUAUUAUUUUUGUAUUGUUGCCGAGAGUGUGUGUGUGCAUCGUCGUGCGCUCGAAGGAGAAAAAAUAUUCGUCCGCCGGAUUGUUACAGACUCCUCGCUUCGUAUAGGAAGUGGGAGAGACGACAAAGAAGACGCACACUUUGUGUUUGUGUGUGCGUGCGCGUGUUUUUGGGAAGCUGCCGUCGCAGCCGGUGGAAUGUAACGAUGGGUCUACAACAGUACGGGUUCGCGGCGGCGGUGCGCGAGGGGGUUCGGAGAUGGCGGGUGGAAUUGAUGGCCGCGCGCCGUUGUGCGGUGCGGUGGCGGAGGGACGAAGAAAAAAAGGAAACGGCCCCGUUCCCACGGUUCGGUGUCUGGGGCGCCCCAUCAGUGUGUGUAUGUGUGUUUGUGUGUUCUUCUCCGGUGUUGUGUCGAUGGUGCAUGUGUGAAGGGAGAGGACAAGGGAUUCCUUAUUUAUUUUUUCUUCACUUCUCUUUUCUCUUUAUCACCGCCGCCGCCGCAAUCACCGCACCCCUACGACACCCGACGACGCGGAACACCUGCUCUCUCCUCUCUCUUUCUCGUCGCAGUGCACAAAAGGGACGCCCCCGCCGAGUAGGGGAGAGAAAUCUCUACGAGAUGACACAUAUUUUUCUUUUAAUAUUUCCGUCCCCCGUCGUAGGCCGUUAUUCGGUGUUUGAUUUUUAUUCGUUUCCGAACGUCGGUCGUGACCGGGUCUUCGUUUUUCCAACAACGCUUAACCACCACCUCGUCCGGUCCGUCAUUCACCGCGCUUGCAGGUGACCGACUUUUUAGUCUCUGGAUCGAUCCUCUAAAGGCAUCAUGAAAUUGAUGCCCCUGACUCCGGGUCAGGUGUCAACAAUAACGCGGCACGGCGGUGGUGUCGGCGUCGGCGGUGGCCUAGGCAGUGGCUUAAGCGGUAGUGCUGCAGUCGGCGGCGGUGCGACCAACGGCAGCUCCACCGGCGGCCCGGGCAUGACCAACAACGCGGCCGCCGCGGCUUUCGUGUUCAACAGCGGUGCAGCGGCCGCCGCUGACCUGUUCUGGCGUUACCACCAUCACCACCCGCACCACGGUGGUGCCUUCAACUUCCCACCUUCGCCAACCCUGUUGCCACCCACUCCGUUCCCGUCGCCACUCGACUUCAAACACCACUUGCCAGCCAACCUUAUUACCGACCCGAGAAUCUGGACCAAAGAGGACGUGACCGCGUUCAUACAGUGGGCUGAAGUGGAAUUCGACUUGCCGCGAUUCGAAACCGAACUGUUCCAGAUGAACGGCAAAGCGCUGUGCCUAUUGACCAAACAGGACCUGGGCGAACGGUGUCCGGGCGCUGGCGACUUGCUCUACAACGUGCUGCAACUGUUGCGGCGCGGCGGUGACAUGAUGGGUACCGGAAGUGCCGGACACCUGCCCGGAAGCCCGGUCGCCUCGCACUUCCCUUUCAGCCCCACGUGGUGUCUGCCGGCACCUUCUUCGCCGGCCGUCCUCAGCCCGGCCCCGUCCAUAGACAGCCAGUCGGACAGCCCCCGGCACCUGGACUACCACCAUCAGCAGCCGCCGGUCGGCUCCACCACAACCACAGUCGGCCACCACCUCACGCCCAGCGUGUCUAUAUUCCCCACGACUCCGACAAUUGGAUACUCGAACAACGGCGGCACGAGCUCUGGCGGUAGCAAUCAAUCCGACUCCGACCCAGAAGAAUCGUCUGCUAGCAGUGGCACGCUGAACUUACCGCCGCCCACACCUACCACCCCGUCUUCGUCAACAUCACCACCGCCAUACUCUCCUUCUACGCCCAAACAGUCGAACGGAAAUAUAUUCUUCCCGUCUGGCGGUGAUUCAAACUCAAUCGAACCAAAUACAAAUGGUCGACUCUUGUGGGAUUUCCUACAGCAACUGCUGAACGACGGCCAACAGCGUUUCACUGGCUUCAUAGCGUGGAAAAACCAAGAAAUGGGAGUUUUCAAGAUUGUCGACCCCCCGGGUCUGGCCAAACUAUGGGGCAUACAGAAGAACCACUUGUCCAUGAACUACGACAAAAUGUCUAGAGCCUUGCGUUACUAUUACAGGGUAAACAUUCUCAGGAAGGUGCAGGGCGAAAGACACUGCUACCAGUUUCUUCGUAACCCCAGCGAAUUAAAAUGCAUUAAAAAUAUAUCUCUAUUGCGUCAGCAAAUGGCAUCCACGCCUCAAACUCCAACUACAACUACUCCCAAACUCGAAUCAACAGGAGAUAUAUCUGAUGAAGACUAUAAACCAACCGACUUGAGCAUGUCGUGUCCACCCAGCUCGUGGCAGGAAGGACCUCAAGACUUGUCAACAGCGUCGACUAGUUCAUCAAUGCAACUGCAGCUGAACAUGUCUACUUCGAUGACCCCACCAGUAUCUUCUGGAAUGACGAAAGCAGCUCUUAAACUUGAACAAGCUUCAUAGAGCAGCUGCCAAAAUUCUCCCUCCCCCACCGUGCGCCUUUAUUAAAUCAGCGUAUACAAGUUUUACUCAAGAAAAAAGUCUUUAUUAUAUAUAUAUAUAUUUUUUUUCUUAUUAUGUUACCAAGUCGAAUGUUUUAUAUUGUACGCUAACCACGAACAAUUUCCAUACAUAUUUCCUAAUGGUAUGUUCGGGGUGCAAUCCACACAGGGUAUUUUAUUAUAUCCAAAUUAAUAAUAAUAACAAGAUUUAGUAGUACUAAAUAUGUCAGAGUUAUUAACAGUCUCCGACUGCGCCAAUGGCACAUCCCUUAAGACUGUCGCACAACGAAAUAUACACAGCGCAACGAAUAUGAUGCUUGCAUCCGAAGAAUGUUACGUUACCAGUAGUAUAUUAUGGAUUUUUUUUUAUAAUUAAUUUAAAAAAAAAUUGACUGACAUUAUUAAACGCAGUUGACUAGUAAAAGUUUAUGCGAGAAAAACACGUCUGAGACUUUGGAUUAUAUUUUUAUACAGUUAUAUAUAGCCGAAUAUA
Acyrthosiphon pisum (pea aphid) is the source of this 4735-nucleotide messenger RNA. RefSeq names its product ETS variant transcription factor anterior open (gene aop). NCBI's taxonomy places the organism in Eukaryota, Metazoa, Arthropoda, Insecta, Hemiptera, Aphididae. The transcript has 6 exons. Gene Ontology annotation, molecular function: sequence-specific DNA binding; DNA-binding transcription factor activity, RNA polymerase II-specific. Bases 2591 to 4204 code for a protein of 537 amino acids. Gene Ontology annotation, cellular component: nucleus. The record is from RefSeq and is a predicted model, not a curated record. Gene Ontology annotation, biological process: cell differentiation; regulation of transcription by RNA polymerase II.